Molecule: messenger RNA, 2216 nt
Organism: Rosa chinensis
Lineage: Eukaryota; Viridiplantae; Streptophyta; Magnoliopsida; Rosales; Rosaceae
Product: MLO-like protein 4
Exons: 15
Coding region: 199-1887 (562 amino acids)
Biological process (GO): defense response
Cellular component (GO): membrane
Source: RefSeq, a predicted model, not a curated record
UAAAAACCAAUAAACGAAGACCCCCUAUGUUGGGAAGAAGAAGGAAGCACAUGCAUACACCUGCACUUUAACAUUAAUAUAUUACACUACUCCAUAUGUAUGUAUGUAUUUCCUGGUCCUAGGCCUAGCUUUCACUUUCUUCUUCUUGUUCUUCUUGGACUGAAUUGAGUAGUUUAAGUUUUGGUGUUGGAGAGAAAAAUGGAGGAGGUGAUACAGCAACAAAGGUCAUUGGCCGAGACACCAACUUAUUCAGUUGCUUCAGUUGUUACAGUUAUGGUCUUUGUCUGCCUUCUGGUGCAAAGGUCAAUCUACAGAUUUGGAAAGUGGUUAAAGAAGACUAGGAGGAAAGCGCUGUUUGUUUCGUUGGAGAAGAUCAAGGAAGAGCUCAUGCUACUUGGCCUUAUAUCUUUGUUGCUGGCGCAAUCCGCAAGGUGGAUUUCUGAGAUAUGUGUAAACUCUUCUCUUUUCACCAGCAAAUUUUAUAUAUGUUCUGAGAAAGAUUACAGCAACACCAAUGAGAAGGUCAAGCUUGAGAGUUCUUUUUCUUCUCCCAAUGCGACUGAUAUUCCAGCAGGAUUAAUCAAUCUUUCUUCUCAUCAAUGUGGUGAGGGCCAUGAACCAUUUGUUUCAUAUGAGGGACUGGAGCAGCUGCACCGGUUCUUGUUUGUUCUUGGGAUCACCCAUGUCUUGUAUAGUUGUGUGGCGGUUGGUUUGGCUAUGAGCAAGAUAUACAGUUGGAGGAAAUGGGAAAAUCAAGCUGGCUUACUGGCUGAUGCGAAUUUGCAAGCGAAGAAAAACAAGGUGAUGAGACGACAAUCUACCUUUGUUUUCCAGCACACAUCUCAUCCGUGGAGCAGGCACCGGAUUCUCAUUUGGAUGCUUUGCUUUCUACGACAAUUUAAGAGUUCCAUACAGAGAUCGGAUUACUUGGCUCUGCGUUUGGGCUUCAUCACUAAGCACAGACUUCCCCAUUCUUAUAACUUCCAUAAAUAUAUGGUCCGGAGUAUGGAAGAUGAAUUUCAAGGGAUUCUUGGUAUCAGCUGGCCACUUUGGGGUUAUGCCAUAGUGUGCAUUUUCGUAAAUGUUCAUGGUCUGAAUAUUUAUUUUUGGCUUUCCUUCAUCCCUGCCAUUCUUGUCAUGCUGGUCGGAACAAAGCUCCAGCAUGUUGUCUCUUCCUUAGCACUUGAAAUUGUAGAACAAACAGGGCCGGCUGUUGGGACUGAAGUAAAGCCACGUGACGAUUUGUUUUGGUUUGGGAAACCAGUAAUACUACUGCGGUUGAUACAAUUCAUCAUAUUUCAGAAUGCCUUUGAGAUGGCAACAUUUCUUUGGUCCUUGUGGGGACUUAAGGAGAGAUCAUGCUUCAUGAAAAACCACGUAUUGAUAGUUAUUCGGUUGGCUUCUGGUGUUCUUGUUCAGUUCUGGUGUAGUCACAGCACAGUGCCUCUAAAUGUCAUUGUUACGCAGAUGGGAUCCCGGUGUAAGAAAGCUCUGGUUGCUGAGAGUGUCAGAGAAUCACUCCAUAGUUGGUGCAAGAGAGUAAAGGAGAGGUCUAAACACUCGCAUGCUGCAAGAUCAGUUUGUUCACUUGACACAACAAUUGAUGAGAGGGAUGAGAUCACAGUUGCAUCUGGCACUUUAUCUCGGAGCUCUUCCUUGGACUCCCAACAUCAAGUAACUGUAGCACCAAUGGAACAGCCUCACGCUGUUCUUGAGACUACAGACCUGCCUCAACAUGAAUACUCGUUCCAGGUGGCAGAGUAUUUAGCUGACUCGGUAAGCAUCAGUGCAUCACAACGUCCUACCACCAGCGAAGAAGAUGAUGACAGCAUUAAUGGAGUAGAAGAAAAAGUGGAUACUUUAUUAGAGUUGUUUCAGAAAACAUAAGUUCUUAGACUUGUAACUCAAGAACUUAUGUUUUUUAGAACCUAAGCAUUAGUGCAUCACCGGUGAAGAAGAUGGUGAAGGCAAUCAACCGGAACAAAAAGUUGAUACUCCUUUUAGGGUUGUUUCAGAUAAUAUAGUUUCUCCACUUGUCACUGUAGCUUGGCCAAGUUUGGUUUCAUAUAAUUUUUUGGGAUGGAGUUAUCUCGAAAAUUCAGAUAAACUAGAGCGGUGGUGAGUUGAAUGUACCAUGUGGGUGUUUAUGUUGAGAAUAAUGGCUCAAGAGCUGAACGUAAGUUCUGACAAGUAAUGUAUGUACAAACUGAUUGAAA